GAUCCUCCAUUUUGGGUUAGAAGGUUUCUCGGAAGACCACCACAAUAGGCUACAACGAAGCUUUAACUAUCAAGAAAGGAUUACUAAUGGAAUCUAAAAAGGGGCACCACAACAUCCUACUUGUCGUCAUUGUACGGAACCAACGUCUCAAACUAAAGCGUUAUCAUUAUGCUUCUCUGGACAACACAUGAUCGAGACCUCAGUAAUCACCCGAGUAGAUCGCCUCAAGCAAUCUGUUGCUCUAAGCAAGGCCUGGCCCCGCGACCGACGGCAACGUUUCCUCUUCUUCGUUGAUCUGCCCCGGCGAUUGCCCUUCCUCUUUGUUGCUGCCCGGCAAGAGCGAUUCCUUUUCCUCGCUGAUCUACCCGGUGGCUCCUCUCCCUAUUCGCUCGGACGACAAGUCGCACGAUCGCUCUCCUCUCCCUGUCGCAGAACGUCAGCACAGAUCUGCAAUAUUCUUCCUUCCAGAUCUGUGCAUCAUCGCUACCAUCACCGAUCUGCAAGUUCUCCCCAGCGACUCAUCACUGUCACUCCCCUCACUGCCAUCGUGACAAGAAAAGCUUUCUUCAGAUCUGUGAGUUCCAGAUCUGUGCAUCACCGAAUCUUCUUCCUGCCAAGAUCAACAGUGCCUCCCUCACCGCUUUCCUGUUGCCUUACAACCGCUCCUAGCCCUCCGGCACCCUCCUCUUCUUCCAACGGCGGUGCUAAACUUGCCGCCGACGUCUUCCAGCGAAACCCAGGAUCAACUCCGGAAUUCCUGACGGCCGCUACUCUUACUGCCGCCCCCUUCUCCCGUACUCUCGCUGCUAAACUACUGUUCGCUUCGCAGCCGUAUCCAAAUUCAUCGCCUCCAGUCGAAAUUGUUUUUAUUUAAUUAGAUAAUAUAUUAUAAAUCUAAUUAGAUCCUAGUUACUAAGAAAGAUAAUUAAAUAUUCAAAUGACGCCUACGUUCGGGUUGAUGGUUUCCAGUAGUGGCUCCUACCAUGGACCCGCCCACUUCUCCAAUAAUCAACCGGGUUCGGCCUGCGUGGAAAUAAAGGCAGUAUAAGUAUAAUUUACUCAAGAAGCACAGCGGAAGGUUAAGCCUGGCAUUUGUGAACUUGAAACCGUGCGAUGGCGGUUUCUCAGAAGUGGGUCCCACUUGAACUCGUCCUCAAUCUCCAAUGGUGAACUGGGUAGUUUGUGUGUCGUUAAUUGCUUAGUAUUGGUAGCAUUUGCUCAAGAAAUAUAGUGAGUAGAUGGUUAAGCUGGGCAUCGGCGACGAAGAUUUAAAUCGCCGCUGCUUUGUCUUGUUUUAUGCUAUUUUUGAACCUAGAAGCCGUUGGGGAAAUCUUCUAGCAUCGUCUUUUCUUUCUUCUCCUCCCCUCCACCAAAUAAACGAUCGCGCUUCUUCUCCUUUGAUCCGAACUCGUACUAGAAGGGGGGAAGAGGACAGAAAUGCUGAAGAGCCGCCGAGGGAAAUCGGCGGCGAGGAAGCCGCUCGGAGACAUAUCCAACGGCCGCAACCCCCUCCGGUCGCACAAGAAGGGCAACCCCAAGGACGGGAACGAAGGCGCCUUCGAUCGCCUCCUCCUCGUGCGAUCCGACCUCUCCGAUCUCAUCGGCCAGAUCGAUGAAUUAGUUGCUCAAGCCAUCAAGAAGAGAACAAUAAGCAAGAAAGUAAACCAAGAUCUUGAUUCCUUCAUGAAAUUCUUAUCUGAAAUGCAUUUGUCUUUGAAGCCAUGGUUCUCAAGACUACAACAAUCACUUGACACAGCAUCAACAACUCCUGAAAAACAGUUAAGUGAAUCAUCAGCUAUUAAUUUUGUUUCUGGUGCUAUCGGAGACAGAGAUACUGUUGCAAGCAACAGAAAUGAACCUGAGCUCGAACUGAUGGUUUCGCCUUCACCUCUAGUCUCCUGGCGUGCUGGCACCUGUACUGUUGAUUGUGGAAGACAACUAUUUCUGCUAACUCCAUUACCCAAAAACAAAGCAAUUCUAUCUGAACACCCAGGAGCAUCCAAAUCUGUGAUAGGAUUAUUCACGGAUAAAGAGCAAUCCAUCUGUCAUCAGUUACCUCCAUCAUCACGUAGUCCUAAUACUGCUUCUGGUGAUCUAGUUGGAAAAGCAGAAGAAAAACAGGCAUCAACUAAUGUCUCAACGACUUUUUCAUUUGAGAAAAUUAGUGGAACAUUGGAAAGUGGAUAUCUUUCUCCUUUGAGUUUUUCAAAUCGCAAGAACAAGAAAAACAAUAUGCACCUUUUAACUCCUUGCUUACCAAAGAACUCUGGUUUGCUUGAUCCAAUCUUUGAGCCUUGUCAGCAGGAUGGUGGAGAGAUUUCCGAGAUAGCUGAGGACAACAAUGAUGCUAAAGUCUGUAUUUUACCUACUGAUGAAGUUUCCGAUUGUUUGUCUACCAAGUAUCAAGAGCUAUUUGGCUUGCAGCCUGCUUCUAGAUUUGUGAGCCGAAGGAAGGAAGUUGAUGAAACUCUUAGUUGGUUCUUAUCCCCCCCAAAGACUUGUAUUCUGCUGGAACCAUCUGAUGAAAAGCCACUUCCAACACCCGCUAACAAUAGGCUCUCAUUUGCCACUCCUAUCUGGAAGGAUUUGGAGAGCAUCCAAAAAGUUAAGCCUGCAGGAGAAGCCACACUCAAGAGAGAGCUUUGGACUAGAUUCGAGGCUGUGUCCUCGAGUCAGCUACAUUUUGAUGUCUCUGUCUUCCGGAGGACAGUAAGGAAAGGGUUUCUCGACAUGCUUGAGGAGGUUUCUGGUAAAACCACUGAUUCAAAUUCCAUAGCUAGAUAGCAGUGGGUCAGAGCUAGCUGGUAUAAUGUGCUUUCCUGUUGGUUCUUGAGGAUUUUUGCCGAUUUUGAUUUUGCUCUGCAUCCCAUUAAAUUAGAUUACCAGAGAACUGUCUGGUUGCAUUGUCAGAUGGAAUUGUCAAUGUCGGAUACAACUGAUCAGAAGUCGGGACAUGCUUCUCAUGUUAUUGUAUUCAGAAAUUUAUGUUAGAAUUAGCUGCUGGCUGGUUGAUAUUCUCUUGCUACAAGCCCCUGAAGGCAUGAUCGUAUCCGAUUGUACUCUUUUCUAGUAUAGAAGGUGGAACUCGUUGUUGGAUUCUGUUGUUGAGUUAAUGCAGAGAUACUGGCGAUUCAUAUGCAAGGGAUCUAGAACCAAUGUUACGCUCGGGGUUCACAUUUUUCUCAGGUGUUAUAUGCAUCACUUCUUUUCUUUCAGUUUCUCUCCAUAGGUAUCCUUGCGGAAGUAGGUUCUGUUACAUUUGUAUUACUGAUGAGAGAGAGAGAGAGAGGGUUUUGGCAAAGGCUCUUCCGUUCGUUUCAGGUAGCUUUUUCUGGUGAUUACUGGUUGCAGCAAAAGCAAAAGCAAGGGUUGGAAAUUGGAGGGAAAGACAUGCGGCUUAAAGGUGGUGCGCCAGGUAUUUAUAUUUUCUCCUAACUGGUGAUUGUCUGCAGCUCCAGAUUAUUAUUAAUAUUUUUCUCAUCAAGGAUAUUAUCGCGUCUGGCCACCGUACUUACAAAGUAGUGAUGGGGUUGGGACAUUCCGAUCGCGAACUCUCCUUGGAAUCUUCGACGACUUACAUUAUGAAAACACCAUUAUGAAGGUCAAGCUUCUUCUGAAAAGGAUGAUGUUACUUACAUAGGCACAAGCAUUACGCCCUUACAACCGCAAGGCAGCACGUGCGACCCAAUGGGUAUCCGGUUCGAGACCCGGGUAAGGGAACGGGUAACGAACUGAAUUGUUGUAUUUAUUUCAAAGCGUUUCCUGCCAAGGGAAACGCGUCUAAUUGCGGAUCGGUGUGCCCUUGCAUUCCACGUAAACAAAUUAAUAUCAGCAUUUUCUUCA
Musa acuminata AAA Group (dessert banana) is the source of this 3843-nucleotide messenger RNA. RefSeq lists its product as uncharacterized. Lineage: Eukaryota; Viridiplantae; Streptophyta; Magnoliopsida; Zingiberales; Musaceae. The record is from RefSeq and is a predicted model, not a curated record. The coding region runs from base 1438 to 2784 and encodes 448 amino acids. The transcript has 3 exons.